GAAUGCUUGCAAGUAGAGAAAGGGAGAAACUUUUAUGACUUUCAGUUCAACACAAGGCUUGUCAAGUCCACAAUUGCACAUUUUCAGGUAUAGAGAUUUGCUUUCUUUAUGUUUGCAAUUUUUGGCAUACUCUGUUUACCUGAUGUCUAGAGUCAUUUAGAUUCUUCAUUUUUACCAUUUGCAACCCUUCAGCUCUUGUGUUUAUCAAUUGAGUCUGCAACUGCUACAUGAGAUUAGAGAAUUCUAGUUUCAUGCUUCUUUCUUCAGUGUCACGAUUAUUUCACACCAAGUCUAAAACCCCCAACUCUUUCACUGAGACCUGCCAUUGAAUCACAGUUCAAAACUUAUUUUGAACAUGAAUAGCAUGUGUAUACAGUGAUUGUUUAUUCCUGUUUGCUUAUUGUUCACUGCUCACUGUUCCCACCCUCAGCUCUGUAGCUGGGGUGUUGAUUCACACCAAGUCCUUUUCUUUUGCAGAUAAUCUUCAAGGGUGCUUAAAAUAUAACCUGCUCGUUCCUAACAUUCUCGAAAUAUAAUAAUUUAGAUUCCAUAUUUACUCAGGUACAAUACUGUGUAAGGUUCUAACUUAUUCGAAGAAGUGUCAUGAUAUGUGUCUAGGAUGGUCGAGACAGAGUUGAUAAAUCUAACUAGUCCAGGCAACUUUUUAACAUUUUUCAUAGCGUUUCAUACGCCCAGAUAAUUAUAGCCACAGAGUGUAUUAAAGAUUUCCUCGCACAUUAGAUAUUGCUCAAUGUCCAUUGUUAGACAAUCGUGAACUAUAUAGAAAGACUUGUAGUUAACUCUGCUGCAUUUGAGAAACAGUUACUGUAUGCCUUAACCUUUCUUAAACAGGUUGGGAGAGCAGCUGGCGCCAUAAGGAAACCUUUGUUAAUAUGCUAAGGAACUUGGUAUGGGCAACAUCAAAGCACGAUGUGUAUUUCAUGAAUAACUACUCUCUCAUGCAUUGGUCAUCUUUGCUGCAAAGGGGCAAAGAAGUACUUAAUGUGGCCAAGCCCGUUGUUCCUGCAAUGAAGCAGCCUGGAUCGUUGUCGCAGUCUGUAUCAAGAGUCCAGAUAAGUACCAUGGCAGUUAAAGACGAUUUGAUAGUUGCGGGAGGGUUCCAAGGGGAGCUUAUCUGCAAGAGACUGGACGAACCUGAGGUUGCUUUCUGCACAAAACUAACACCAGCUGAAAAUGACAUCACCAAUUCCGUUGACAUAUACAACACACCCAACGGCUCCUUAAGGGUUAUGACUGCGAACAAUGACUGUAUCAUCCGGCAAUUUGAUGCCACAAACUUCACCUUCCUCAACAGUUUCACCUUUGAUUGGUCUGUAAAUAACAUCUCCACAAGUCCAGACGGUAAUCUAGUGGCUGUUCUAGGGGACAGUCCAGAGUGCUUACUAGCCGAUGCCGGAUCUGGAAAAGUGAUCCACGGACUCGAAGGCCAUCUUGACUACUCGUUUUCGUCAGCAUGGCACCCAAACGGUCAGAUCAUAGCCACGGGUAACCAAGACACAACCUGCAGGCUGUGGGACGUAAGGAACUUGUCUCAAUCGCUGAAAGUGUUGAAAGGAAACAUGGGAGCCAUCAGAGCCUUGAGGUUUACUUCUGAUGGACGGUUCCUAGCGAUGGCUGAGCCAGCAGACUUUGUACACUUGUUUGACACGGAAGCUGGUUACAGUCACUGUCAAGAGAUUGAUAUGUUUGGAGAAAUAGCGGGGAUCUCGUUUAGCCCAGACACGGAAGCACUAUUCGUGGGAGUGGCUGAUCGUACCUACGGUAGCUUGUUGGAGUUUAACAGGAAGCGAGAUCACUCGUAUGUUGAUUCCAUAUUCUGAUCAUUACAUGUAAUCCUAUCCGAACUAUAUAUUACACGAGUGUCAGUCAUAAUUAUGUAAUGCCUUUGUGUGGGGUUUAAGUCUCUGUUUUUAUCUGACUUUCCCUAGUCAAGUUAAUGUUUUUCGAGUUUCAACAUACAUAUACUUUGUUCAAACGAAGUUAAUAUUUUGACAGGCA
This is a messenger RNA of Capsella rubella, 2019 nucleotides long. RefSeq lists its product as uncharacterized. Gene Ontology annotation, molecular function: protein binding. Bases 894 to 1841 code for a protein of 315 amino acids. The transcript is spliced from 6 exons. Lineage: Eukaryota; Viridiplantae; Streptophyta; Magnoliopsida; Brassicales; Brassicaceae. The record is from RefSeq and is a predicted model, not a curated record.